CAUCCCGGUGACGUACUUCCGGUUAACUGUCAAAGUUGGAGGCUUUGAGAAGGAAAAAAAACCCAACAACGGACGAGUUCAGUUCACUAACACUGCUGACCAAGGAAGCCAUCAGAAAUGUCUUUUCUAUUUGAUUGGAUCUACAGGGGCUUCAGCAGUGUCUUGCAACUAUUAGGGUUGUACAAGAAGACUGGGAAGAUGGUUUUUCUUGGACUAGACAAUGCUGGAAAAACAACGCUCCUGCAGAUGCUCAGGGAUGACAGGCUGGGACAGCACAUGCCGACGCUAUACCCAACAUCCGAGGAGCUGACAAUAGCUGGAAUGACUUUUACGACAUUUGACCUUGGAGGUCAUACGCAAGCACGAAGGAUCUGGAAGAACUACUUCCCAGCCAUAAACGGUAUCGUGUACAUGGUGGAUUGUGCUGACCAUAUGCGACUAGCAGAAGCAAAAGUUGAACUGGAUGCCAUGUUAACAGAUGAAACCAUUGCAAACAUCCCCGUUCUAAUCCUGGGCAAUAAGAUAGACCGUCCAGAGGCCAUCAGUGAGGAUGCACUCAGGGCAGUACUUGGUCUUCAGGGGCAUACAACUGGAAAGGGCAAAGUGCCGCUGAAGGAGCUGAAUUUGAGGCCAAUGGAGGUGUUCAUGUGCAGUGUGCUGAAGCGACAGGGAUAUGGAGACGGUUUUCGCUGGCUUGCCCAGUAUAUCGAUUGAUUGACAUUUUUAUAAUAGCCUUAACCAGAUUUGUUCCACACAAAACUACCUGCAGUAGAGAGAUUUUAUUAAAUAUGCUAGUACAAAA
Messenger RNA from Pundamilia nyererei, 802 nucleotides. It is a transcript of the gene sar1ab, whose product is annotated as secretion associated, Ras related GTPase 1Ab. Lineage: Eukaryota; Metazoa; Chordata; Actinopteri; Cichliformes; Cichlidae. Gene Ontology annotation, biological process: intracellular protein transport. Bases 118 to 714 code for a protein of 198 amino acids. The record is from RefSeq and is a predicted model, not a curated record. Gene Ontology annotation, molecular function: GTP binding; GTPase activity. The transcript is spliced from 7 exons.